CCACUGUCUGAUUUUAAUGUCUCACCUCCAAAAUCUACAGAUCAAAUCUCUUCCUCGUUUUUGUGCUUCGCGGACAAUUGUAAGCUUUUUUAGAGUUGAGCUAUGGUCAAGGAGAGUGAGUACUACGACAUAUUAGGCGUCAAGAUUGACGCUUCAGGUGCCGAGAUAAAAAAAGCUUACUAUGUUAAAGCAAGGCAAGUUCAUCCAGACAAGAACCCUGGUGAUCCUCAAGCUGCUAAAAACUUUCAGUCACUAGGUGAAGCUUACCAAGUCCUUAGCGAUCCAGAGAAGCGAACAGCUUAUGACAAAUAUGGAAAAGAAGGUGUUCAACAGGAUGCAAUGGUUGAUCCUGCAGCGGUAUUUGGUAUGCUCUUCGGUAGCGAGCUCUUUGAGGAUUACGUUGGGCAACUUGCACUUGCUUCAAUAGCUUCAAUCGAUGCUGAAUUAGAAUCAUAUGAGCCUGAGAUUAGAAAACAUAUGCUUCAGGAAAAGAUCAAAGCGAUGCAAAAGGGCAGGGAAGACAAGCUCGUCGCUACACUGAAAAUCAAACUCGAACCAUUCGUGGAAGGACAAACCGAUGAAUUUGUGAACUGGGCCACUGCAGAGGCAAAACGGCUCUCUACAGCUGGUUUUGGUGAGGCAAUGCUUCACACCGUUGGUUACAUUUACACUAGAAAAGCUGCUAAAGAACUUGGAAAGGACAAACGUUACAUGAAAGUACCGUUUUUAGCCGAGUGGGUUCGUGACAAAGGCCACCAAGUAAAAUCUCAAGUGAUGGCUGCUUCUGGUGCGGUCUCGUUACUUCAGCUGCAGGAUGAAGUGAGCAGGCUGAAUCAGGGAGUGAACAAAGAAGAGAAUAUUCAGAAAGCCAUUGAAGCUAAAAAAGAUGCAAUGCUUCAAUCCCUUUGGCAAAUCAAUGUUGUUGACAUCGAAUCAACCUUAUCUCGUGUCUGCCAAGCAGUGCUUAAAGAUCCAAGUGUUUCAAAGGAUGUACUUCGAGCUAGAGCUAGAGGGUUGAGGAAGCUGGGAAACAUUUUCCAGGGUUCUAAGAAACCGUACUCUAGAGAAAACAGUUUGCGUCACGAAGAAGCUGCCGUGAAACUCCACGCCGGAGAUUCAUCAAAGCCGGCGUCUUAAAUCAAGAAACCAAGAUUCGAAUCUAUUGGUUCAAAACGAAACAGAACGAUCGCUUUUGAAGAUUAUUGAAUAGCAUUUGUAACACGAUUAUAUUAUUUUUCUUCGUAAUUUAUUUUUUGCAAUUCUAAAUAAAAUAAUAUUAGUAUGGGGAAGUGAUGUUUUCGUCUUUAUAUUCCCUUUCUUCGUUAUACAUCUUCUCUUCCGUGUUG
Messenger RNA from Camelina sativa (false flax), 1346 nucleotides. RefSeq names its product chaperone protein dnaJ 10. NCBI's taxonomy places the organism in Eukaryota, Viridiplantae, Streptophyta, Magnoliopsida, Brassicales, Brassicaceae. The record is from RefSeq and is a predicted model, not a curated record.